Molecule: messenger RNA, 1298 nt
Organism: Prunus mume (Japanese apricot)
Lineage: Eukaryota; Viridiplantae; Streptophyta; Magnoliopsida; Rosales; Rosaceae
Gene: EBP
Product: ethylene-responsive element binding protein
Biological process (GO): regulation of DNA-templated transcription; ethylene-activated signaling pathway
Molecular function (GO): DNA binding; DNA-binding transcription factor activity
Source: RefSeq, a predicted model, not a curated record
GACGGUUGUCUAUAAAUGGAGAGCCGAAGAGCGACCACUCUCUUUGUGUGUGUUUUAUGUCAUGCGAAGCCUCUCUUUUGUGUUGAAGUUACUCCUCCUGCAAGUGGCAAUAUCAACAACAUGUGUGGUGGCGCUAUCAUUUCCGACUUCAUCUCCGCCAAGCGCGGCCGGACGCUGACGGCGGAGGACCUCUGGACCGAGUUCGACACCAUCUCUGACCUCCUUGGCUUAGACCACUCCUCCUCCUCCAACAACAACAACAACAAGGACCAGUUUGAGCAUCAGCAGAACAACAAGAGGGUGGCUCAGAAGCCCAAAAUACCUCUCUCUAAAGGAGCAGGGACAAGCGAGAAGCCCAAGAGGACGAGCCCAGGUGCAGGUGCGCAGAAGGAGGAGGAGGUGGGCAAGGCUAGUGAUAAGAAUAAGAGAGUGAGGAAAAACGUGUACAGAGGAAUAAGACAGAGGCCGUGGGGCAAAUGGGCAGCUGAGAUUCGUGAUCCGCACAAAGGCGUCCGGGUGUGGCUAGGCACUUACAACACAGCUGAGGAAGCCGCCAGAGCCUACGACGACGCCGCCAGGCGCAUCCGAGGAGACAAAGCCAAGCUCAACUUUCCUGAAUUACCGCCUUCUUCAGUUCCAGCUCCUGCAACACCGCCUUUGAAGAAGCGGUGCGUUGUUAGUCCAGCCGAGUCGACUCAGUCGAGUUUGGAGAGCAAUGGAAAUUAUUGUAACUAUGAUCCGUUUGAGGGUGGCGAGAUUUAUGGAAAGAAGGAGGUGGGUAGAGAGCAUGAGCUGAAGCAGCAGAUAUCGAGCUUGGAAUCGUUCCUGGGUCUGGAUGAGGAGGGGCCGAGUGAGGUGAAUGGAAGGGGUGGUGGUGAGUCGAACAACUCGUUGGACCUGUGGAUGCUAGGUGACCUGGUGACACAUCAUCAUCAGCAGCAGCAGCAACAGCAGCAGAAGCAGCAGCAGGGUCAGCAGCUGUAUUAAAGGAACAAAGUUGUAGUGGCUAAGCUCUCUCCAUAUAAUUAUAAUAUUAUAUAUGUAGGGGUUUAAAUUGCGUGUGGAAGAGACUGUGUUUUGAGUCUUUGACUGUGACUGUGACUGUGACUGCGUGUGUUUGUUUGUUUGAGAGCGAGAGAGCGAGAGAGCGAGCGUAUGUAAUGUAUUAUGUAAUGUGAGCUGCUUUGGUAUUUAUGGAUUUUAAUAUAUAUAGCAAGUAACUACUUUGGUGAAUUAUUUAUGAGAGUUGAGUUUAUAUUAUGUAGAAGAAUAAAGAAGCGUGUGUGUUUGCAUGCGUA